CCCAAUUCAACAAUGUGCACUGCAUCAUACGUCAUAUCUUAUGCCUGUUGCUUGGCUUGUGUCCGUGACGUGACCCUGUGACCCUUGGCGUAAGCAGUGCCACCGCUCGGCCCGACCUAAAUUGCUCACUCCAAAGGUUUCGCUACCCAACCCAUCCUCUCUUGAUGCCACCUACCCCUUCGCUGGGCCCGCACUCCUCCCGCCUCAUAUACACGCUAUUCGCUCUCCUCCACUCGAGCCUCAAUCCUUACUCUUCUUCUGGCCGAACCCAUGUCCAUUCCAAACGAGCAACGACAUUCAAUCCUCAUUCUGUGCGCGCCCAUGUUCUUGCUAAGGAUUGUCGUCUGACCUGGGACUCACAGCCCAAGGACAUCGUUUUCGCAUGCCUCAUUCCGGUCCUCGUCCUCCUGUCAGGUGUCUUCGCCGGAUUGACUCUCGGGUACAUGAGUUUGGAUCAAACGCAACUCAAUGUGCUUUGUCUGAGUGGUACUCCUGAACAGCGUAAAUAUGCUCAGAAAAUCUUGCCCAUCCGCAAGAAUGGUCACCUACUGCUGGUGACACUGCUGCUCGCCAACAUGAUCGUGAACGAGACGCUCCCCAUUAUCAGCGAUCCGGUCCUUGGUGGCGGAGUCCAGUCCGUCGUUGUCAGCACGGUACUCAUCAUCAUAUUUUCGGAAAUCAUCCCGCAGUCGCUCUUCACCCGCUACGGCCUCUAUCUUGGAGCAAAGGCAGCGCCAUUUACGCAGUUACUCAUCUAUGCCUUGGGAGUCAUCUCGUGGCCAGUGGCCAAGCUACUCGAGUUUGUGCUUGGCUCACAUCACGGCAUCAUCUAUCGCCGUGCCGAGCUGAAGGAGCUCAUCGCCAUGCAUUCGGCUCAGGAACAUCACGGAGGCGAUUUGAAAAUGGACACUGUGGCUAUUAUCGGAGCCACCCUUGACUUGCAGGAAAAGAUCGUCCGAGAUGCUAUGACUCCUAUCGAGAAUGUGUUCAUGCUCUCGAUUGACGCUCGUCUCGACUAUGAUCUCAUGAAGAAAAUUGUCGCGUCUGGCCACAGUCGCAUCCCUGUCUUCGAAGAGAUCGACGCGCCCGCUUCAGUGCGCGUAGCGAACAGCAGUGUUACCAAAGUGAAGAAGAUUCUUGGUAUUCUUCUCGUAAAGCAACUGGUGCUCAUCGACCCCAAGGAGGCUCCUCCAAUCCACACAAUUCCAUUGAACACUGUUCCCUUCGUCUACAACAAUCAGACGCUUCUCGGUAUCCUAGACAAGUUCCAGGAAGGGCGCUCCCAUAUUGCCAUUGUCAGUCGUUACAGCGUGGAAAAGGUGCAGAAGGUACAGAAGGAGGUCAAGCGAGGCCUCACUCAGCGUUUGCGCGAGAAGGUUGGAAUGGGCGACGAUUCUGACGACGAGGCAGAAGAGACUGAGAAGAAAAAAGACACUCAGACGACCGAUGUCGAGAGUGGCAGUUCUGACGACAACGAAGAGGGCGACGUUGUGAUCAGAGACUAUGGUGCUGAUCCCCUGUCCGGAGUGCCUGUGAAACCGCCUAGUGGAUCGAGAUGGACCGGAUUGUCUGGAUUGGAGCAGAGCAUGCCCGCGGAUGCCGCUCUCAACAUCGCGGAUAUGGACCAGUUCUUCGCUGGAUUGGACACCUCUGUCAUGCCGGUUGGAAUCAUCACACUUGAAGAUGUCUUGGAGGAACUCAUUGGCGAAGAGAUAUUCGACGAAUUCGAUGCGGAUGGUGCGAAAGGAACUUACGUUCACCACCGCAAGCAUCUCGUGCCUAGCCACCACGGUUCUCCCGCUCUCGGCGCUCUUGCGGCCAACGAAAGGCCGCCUGCAGUGGGGACCCCUACCGGCGGCUUGCGCACGCUCAACUUCUUGCGGUCUCGCAGUGUUCCGCCUUCGCAACGGGACCCUGGCGAUGGCAAAUCCGCUGAGCCCCAAGCGCAGUCCAAGCCUGCGUUGAAGGAUGGACGCGAGCUCGAGCCGGAAGUACACACAGCUGAGGUACCCAAAGAUGCCGCGCCCGGCCCAGAUAUGCCUCUCGAGGCAGUUCUUCGGGCUGGAAUGGGCCGCCGUGGUCGUGUUGCAGCGGCUGGGUCGAGCGGGCCCCGCGGUCGAUUCAAGAGCAGCCCUCUAGAUGCUGGUAAGGGCGUUGAAACCGCCGGCCCAGCUGUUGAAGAUCCCCAAGAAUCCAAACCGCCUGAACAGUCUUGACCAUGUAGCACCCUGGUGUAUUUGUAGCUUUUGAUGCAGUCCUCGUUAUAAUGUCCGAUGCAACUAGAUCGUCAUUAGGCCUGGUAUGCCGGCGCAACAGGAUAUGGGCUAUGUGAAUCCGAGGAUGUGUCUACCUAGAUUUCGAUGCGCGGUCCACUCUUUAUUCACACGUUGUAGAUCAAAGUUCGAGUUCCUCUAUGGCGAUGAGGCGCACAGGCAGAUACAGACUUGCGCCAUUCCCCCAGAGAAGCGUUAACACAGAGUACCACAGUUUCUCACACAGUCGUAUAGGCCCUUCGGCUUGUACCACAGUUCCCCGUAGAAGCCCAGGCGCUCAUAUCCCACGUUCCUCAAUUUGGCGGAUGUGUGUUUGAAAAAAGGACCUAUGCCCAUCGAACCAUGAGAAGAUCAGCACGAAUACAUACCGUAACGUACAAUACGUACUUGUCCAGUGAAAU
Molecule: messenger RNA, 2674 nt
Organism: Mycena citricolor
Lineage: Eukaryota; Fungi; Basidiomycota; Agaricomycetes; Agaricales; Mycenaceae
Source: the annotation of a GenBank genome assembly